AUGAAGGACAGCUACUACUGUGAAUGUUGCAUCUGUUGCUUGUCUGAAAAAAAGAGGUACGCCCUCGCCAAAAAUAAGGAAAUCAACCUCAUCUAUUUGGAGCAGAAAAGAAGAGAACAGACAGAAUUCAAAUUCCUUCUAUUAGGCACGGCAGAAAGCGGAAAGACAACAUUUAUGAAGCAGAUGAAGAUCCUUCAUGGAAGCGGAUACUCAGAAGACGAGAGGCGUAGCUACACUAAACUGGUUUUUCAGAAUGUAUUCCAAGCUAUGAGUGCAAUGACAGAUAACAUGAAGAUGCUAAAGAUCCCCUACUCCAACCCACAGAACGAGAUUUAUGCCCAGUGGUUCCAGGAUCUGGACAUACAUCAGAUAACACAGCUGCAGAGAAGUUAUGUAGAGGCUAUUCAUCAUCUAUGGGCAGACAAAGGCUUUAAGAUUUGUUACAGACGGCGCAGAGAGUAUCAGCUACUAGACUCCACUAAAUAUUUUAUUGAUGACUUGGACCGCAUCGCAGCUGAAGGCUACAUCCCAACACCUCAAGAUGUUCUUCAAGUCCGGUUCCCCACUACCGGCAUCAGUGAUCAUUGCUUUACUUUGGACAAGAUGACUCUCAGGUUUGUAGAUGUCGGGGGUCAAAGAGGACUGAGAAGGAAGUGGAUCCAUUACUUUGACAAUGUGACAUCUCUCAUAUUCUUAGCCUCCCUCAGCGAGUACGACCGAUCUCUAAAGGAGAAUAACAAGGAGAACCGUAUGGAAGAGAGUUUGUCGCUGUUCUACAAUACCAUCCAUUCACGGUGGUUUGCUAAUUCCUUCAUCAUCCUAUUCCUGAACAAAAUGGACAUCCUGGCUGAGAAGAUUCAGUUCUCAGAUCUAAAAACAUACUUUCCUGAAUUUGAAGGCAAACGUCAGGACGUAGGAGAUGCCUUGCGGUUCAUUGCACGGUUAUAUAAACAGAAAGCUGUUAGCAACAUGUCAAAGAACUACAGAAUGAUUUACUCUCACUUCAUCUGUGCCACAGACACCAAAAACAUCCGGAGAGUCUUAAAUGAUGUGAAAUACACUAUCCUUGUUAGGGACUUAGGCACCUAUUGUAUGUUCUAAUGAGCCCCAGACGCACCUUCAUGACACUCGGCAUCAGACUAUAAUAUUGCUCUCAAUGCUUA
Molecule: messenger RNA, 1163 nt
Organism: Sinocyclocheilus rhinocerous
Lineage: Eukaryota; Metazoa; Chordata; Actinopteri; Cypriniformes; Cyprinidae
Product: guanine nucleotide-binding protein subunit alpha-11-like
Exons: 7
Coding region: 1-1101 (366 amino acids)
Biological process (GO): adenylate cyclase-modulating G protein-coupled receptor signaling pathway; phospholipase C-activating dopamine receptor signaling pathway
Cellular component (GO): heterotrimeric G-protein complex; cytoplasm
Molecular function (GO): GTPase activity; guanyl nucleotide binding; G protein-coupled receptor binding
Source: RefSeq, a predicted model, not a curated record